AAAAUAUGGACAUUAAAAAAUGAUGAUGACCAUCCCCCCCAUGAUUCUCCUCCCUCAGCAGCUUCAUCGUUAUUAAAGUGCCCUUCUGAAUCAAGAAUUGGGGCAUCGUCAUUUGUCAAUCACACGGUCGUGCAACACGACUAGUAUUGGUCAUGGCAUCUUCCUCUCCCAAGAAUCUGACAACCACCAACCAUUUGAGACAUGUGGAGUCCAUGGCCUCCUUGCCUUCUGGCGCCGGCAAGAUUUCCCAUUUGAACGCUGUCAUUUUGGGGGAGGCUCUUGCUUCCGAAGAGAACGACUUCGUUUUCCCAAGCGAUGACUUCUCUCGUCAGGCUCUCAUUCCUUCUCCGCACAAGUAUCUGGAGAUGUACAAAAGGUCAAUAGAGGACCCGGCUGGAUUUUGGUCAGGCAUUGCGUCAUCGGAGUUCUACUGGAAGCAAAAAUGGGGAGAUCAGGUCUGCUCUGAGAAUCUAGAUGUCAGGAAAGGGGAUAUCAAGAUCGAGUGGUUCAAAGGCGGAAUCACCAAUAUAUGCUACAACUGCUUAGAUAGAAACAUCGACGCUGGGCUUGCAGACAAAAUCGCCCUUUACUGGGAAUCCAAUGAACCUGGCUUUGAUGCCCAUCUCACUUAUUCCCAGCUACUGCACCGAGUUUGCCAGCUUGCUAACUACCUGAAAAGUAUUGGUGUUAGAAAGGGUGAUGCUGUUAUUGUUUAUUUGCCUAUGUUAAUGGAACUCCCGAUUACCAUGCUUGCCUGUGCCCGCAUAGGCGCAGUUCACUCGGUUGUCUUUGCUGGAUUUUCUUCAGAAUCUCUUGCCCAACGAAUAGUGGACUGCAAACCAAAAGUUGUGAUUACUUGUAAUGCUGUUAAAAGAGGUCCUAAGACCAUCCACCUCAAGGACAUUGUUGAUGCUGCCCUUGUUGAAUCUGCCAAGAAUGGGAUCUCCAUAGAUGUAUGCUUAACCUACGAAAACCAAUCAGCAUUGAAGAAGGAAAGCACUAAAUGGCAGGAAGGAAGAGAUGUAUGGUGGGAGGAUGUUGUCCCAAAAUAUCCAACCACUUGUGAUGUUGAGUGGGUUGAUGCUGAAGAUCCCCUUUUUCUACUGUAUACUAGCGGGAGCACUGGGAAGCCAAAGGGCGUACUCCACACAACCGGGGGAUAUAUGGUGUACACCGCGACAACAUUUAAAUAUGCAUUUGACUACAAAGAGUCUGAUGUUUACUGGUGCACUGCUGAUUGUGGCUGGAUUACAGGGCAUAGUUACGUAACCUAUGGACCUAUGCUUAAUGGAGCAACAGUUGUUGUAUACGAGGGAGCCCCAAAUUACCCUGAUUCUGGAAGAUGUUGGGACAUUGUUGACAAAUACAAGGUGACCAUAUUCUACACUGCCCCUACAUUGGUGCGCUCUCUCAUGCGUGAUGGUGAUGAGUAUGUUACACGCUACUCACGGAAGUCUCUGCGUGUUCUUGGAAGUGUUGGCGAGCCCAUUAAUCCAAGUGCUUGGAGGUGGUUCUUUAAUGUAGUUGGAGGGUCUAGGUGCCCUAUUUCUGACACUUGGUGGCAAACUGAAACAGGUGGCUUUAUGAUUACUCCUCUACCGGGUGCCUGGCCACAGAAACCUGGUUCUGCCACCUUUCCUUUCUUUGGAGUUCAGCCUGUCAUAGUGGAUGAGAAAGGAACUGAGAUUGAUGGUGAGUGUAGCGGUUAUUUGUGCGUGAAAGGCUCAUGGCCUGGUGCAUUUCGAACUCUUUACGGUGACCAUGAGAGAUAUGAGACAACAUACUUUAGACCAUUCCCUGGAUAUUAUUUUACUGGCGAUGGCUGCAGUAGGGACAAGGAUGGGUACCACUGGCUUACUGGAAGAGUUGACGAUGUUAUCAAUGUUAGUGGACAUCGUAUUGGCACAGCUGAGGUGGAAUCUGCUCUAGUUUCUCAUCCUCAAUGUGCAGAAGCUGCUGUGGUUGGUGUUGAGCAUGAGGUUAAAGGACAGGGCAUAUAUGCCUUUGUUACUCUUGUGGAAGGUGUUCCUUACAGUGAAGAACUUCGGAAGAGCCUUAUACUCACAGUGCGAAAUCAGAUAGGAGCAUUUGCAGCACCUGACAAGAUACACUGGGCACCUGGCCUCCCAAAAACGAGGAGUGGAAAGAUCAUGCGCAGGAUUCUGAGGAAAAUCGCAUCCAGACAGUUAGAUGAACUUGGAGACAUAAGCACGCUUGCAGAACCAGGUGUAGUUGAUCAGCUUAUUGCACUUGCGGAUAGCUGAAACAAUUACAAGUGUAGCAGAAGUGGGUCAGAGUUGAACACUGUUGUUUGUGCUUUCCUUCUACUUCUAGUUUGAUUGAUGAACUAUUAUUAUUCAUUUUGUUGUCAUUACUAAUGUAUUUCUCAUCCUAGGGUUCCUCUAUGUUUGUCUUUGGAGGUUGUUGUACUUUAAACCAUAGUGCGGGUUUAUAUAUCAUGUGAUGCGAUGCGAGCUAGGUGGUACUUGUAGACCAAUGUACAAUUCUACUCUGAAAACAAUAAUCACCAUCACAAUAAUAAUAAUAAUAAUUGUACUUCUUUUUCUUCC
Molecule: messenger RNA, 2570 nt
Organism: Gossypium raimondii (Peruvian cotton)
Lineage: Eukaryota; Viridiplantae; Streptophyta; Magnoliopsida; Malvales; Malvaceae
Product: acetyl-coenzyme A synthetase, chloroplastic/glyoxysomal
Exons: 18
Coding region: 153-2264 (703 amino acids)
Molecular function (GO): acetyl-CoA synthetase activity; AMP binding
Source: RefSeq, a predicted model, not a curated record